Messenger RNA from Ricinus communis (castor bean), 864 nucleotides. RefSeq lists its product as uncharacterized. The transcript has 7 exons. The coding region runs from base 1 to 864 and encodes 287 amino acids. NCBI's taxonomy places the organism in Eukaryota, Viridiplantae, Streptophyta, Magnoliopsida, Malpighiales, Euphorbiaceae. The record is from RefSeq and is a predicted model, not a curated record.
AUGGAGGAUAGUUGCAAGCCAGUGGUGCACCCACAACGCAGGCGGAACCCGAACAUGAAGGAAGUGGUUAAAAAGGAGGUGGUUCCCAAUAAGGAAGGUAUGAUUGUGGUUAAAAAUGAGAAGGACGAGCUUAUACCGACUAGUACAGUAACGACUUUCAAGCUUUUGAGUUGUGUUAUGGUUUCAUCUAAUUGGGAGCUACCAUUUGAGGUUAUGUGCGAUCCUAGUGAUUUUGUAGUUAGAGCUAUUUUAGGACAGAGCAGAGAUAAGUGGUACCAACCAAUCUACUAUGCUAGCAAAACAUUGCCUAAUGCCUUGGAGCACUACACCACCACUGAAAAGGAGCUUCUAGCUGUUGUUUUUGCAUUUGACAUGUUCAAAUUAUAUUUGGAGUUCAAUAUUGAGAUCAAAGAUAAGAAAGGUGCUCAGAACUUGGCAGCAGACUACCUUUCUAGGCUAGAUAACCGUAAAAAUAGACAGUGGCAGCUUAAUGAGUUGGAUGAGUGCUGUAAUCAAGCAUAUGGAAACUCCUUAAUUUACAAGGAGCAUACCAAGAAGUGGCAUGACAAGAGGCUAAGGAGCACCAAGAAGUUCCCAGUUGGGAAUAAUGUGUUAUUGUAUACCUCAGGACUCCGACUCUUUCCUAGGAAGCUAAAGAGCUUCGAGUUGCACCAUCUAGAGAAGGGAAACUUCAAGGUCAAUGGGCAUAGGUUGAAGCAUUACUAUGGUACUAUGGCUGGUCAGCAAGAGAGACCCCGGAAGAGGGGUGUCUUCAAAAGAAGGCAUUCAGACGAGCCCUCUGACCCUAGAGCUCCAGCUCCGCCAGAGACCUCUAGACCUGUGAGACCACCUCCGCCUGUGUAG